AUGUCACCACAGGUGGUGCUUGACGUGCUGGACGUGAACCGCGACACUCCAAAGAUAGACGUUUACCAAGCGAGGUUACCCGGCUACAACCAGGUAGCAGUUAAGGACGCUAAGUAUUCCGCCGCUAUUCCGUUCAAGAACCACUCAAUUGAUGGGAUCUUGGUGGACGGUUUGACAGACCAGGACUUGCGAUAUAUGGACUUCUUCGAAGGGUACGAGUUCCGCUCGGUAAAGGUGAUGGUAGAUAUACUACACAAAAUUGUGAUUGAAAAUAAUACCCAGUUUGUAACCAAGACGGAAGAAUUGAAUACUUCACGACAAAGUUUGUGCUACGUGUGGAACGAUUCUUAUGAACGGCUCGAGUUUCCGCCAGAUGAGAGGAAGCCGUCUAAACGAUAA
This is a messenger RNA of Ogataea philodendri, 399 nucleotides long. RefSeq lists its product as uncharacterized. Bases 1 to 399 code for a protein of 132 amino acids. The transcript has a single exon. The record is from RefSeq and is a predicted model, not a curated record. NCBI's taxonomy places the organism in Eukaryota, Fungi, Ascomycota, Pichiomycetes, Pichiales, Pichiaceae.